GGCAGCAAAUCUCCGGAUGGGGGCCACCCCUCACGCUGCGGGUCUCACACGCUCCCCCACCGUCAAGCACCGUGAGCUGCCCACCAUCAGCCUGACCAAGUCCUCCAGCACCCCCAAGUCUGCCUCUGACACCACCCACCUCUCCCCCAAGUCAGCUGAGUCCCACCACAGCCCCCACCACAGCCCACGCAGGACCAGCCCCACGCCACACGAGGUUGACACGGCCAGUGAAGUGGAGGAGUUGGACAUCGAUGUGUCCCCAGCGCCUUACACAGCUCUCAGGGGAGCCGCCCAGCUACAGGUCUUCAUUGCCAGAUACAGCUAUAACCCUUAUGAUGGUCCUAAUGAUAACCCAGAGGUGGAGCUGCCACUCACCGCCGGGGAGUACAUCUAUGUUUAUGGCGGUAUGGAUGACGAUGGCUUCUAUGAAGGAGAGCUGAUGGACGGGCGGAGAGGGCUGGUCCCCUCCAACUUUGUGGAGCGCGUCUCAGACGACGACAUGAUAAGCGCCCACGUACCAGAAGGCACGGAUAUAUCCCACAACUCCCUGCUAGACAGCAGCCUGCACAGCGCCAACCUCCUUUCCCCAGCCCCCCUCACCAACGGCCUGGAUCUGGACCUAGAGGUGGGGUUGGGCACUGUGCCUUACCCGCGCAAGCUCACCCUCAUCAAGCAGCUGGCCAAGAGCAUCAUCAUCAGCUGGGACGGGCCGCUGGUGCCGGCGGGCUGGGGAAACGUGUGGAGCUACAAUGUGUACGUGGACCAGGAGCUGAGGCUCAACGUGCCCUUCGGCUCCCAGACUAAAGCUGUCCUAGAGAGACUAGACGUCACCCUCAAGGCCUACCGGGUGUCUGUGCAGAGCCUGACGGAGCGCGGCAGCUCAGACCAGCUCCGUUGCUCGUUACUGGUGGGUAGGGACGUGUGUGUGGCGCCUACCCAGCUCAGAGUCGACCGGGUCACCGCCACCUCGGCCAGCCUGGCCUGGCUGCCUAGCAACAGUAACUAUGUGCAUGUCGUGUCCUUGAACGAGGAGGAGAUGGAGCUGGUGAAGGCUGGCAGCUACUCACUGUGCCUCAGUAACCUCACGCCCAGCCUUCAGUACACAGUCAAGGUGGAGGCUCAGCCACACCAAACCCCCUGGGAGAUUCCCCAGGAGAGACGGGAACACAAGACCGCCACCACCACCUUCACCACGUUGGCUGCAGGUACGUGUUGCGAGACAGGGGAGAGAGAUACUGGAGAUCAGAGGCCCCCAGACGCUCCUCUGGACGUGCAGCUGGAGCAGGGGCCCUCCCCGGGAAUCGCCCUCAUCAGCUGGCUGCCUGUCACCAUCGAUGCUGCUGGGACCUCCAACGGGGUCCGCGUCACCGGAUACACAAUCUACGCUGACAAGAAAAAGGUGUUGGAGGUGUCGUCCCCCACGGCGGGCAGUGCCCUGAUGGGCCCGUCUCAGAUCCAGUCCCUGAUGGCAGCCCACGAGCUCACUGUGCGCACCAUGUCUGCCCAUGGGGAGUCCAUCGACUCUGUGCCAGUCAACGUGCCCGCCAAGUUGUCUGACAUCAUGACCGGCCAGGCUUCGGCCGCCUCCUGCUCCUCGUCUACCCCGUUCGUCAGUCAACACCUGUCCACCAGUCGCCACCCUACCAGUCACCCCCUGUUCACCAGUCACCCCCCGUUCACCAGUCACCCCCCGUUCACCAGUCACCCCCCGUUCACCAGUCACCCCCUGUUCACCAUCGCCACCCUACCAGUCACCCCCCGUUCACCAGUCACCCCCGUUCGUCAGUCACCCCCCGUUCGUCAGUCAACCCUUGUUCACCAGUCACCUCCCUACCAGUCACCCCCAGUGCAUCAGUUAACUCCUGUCCACCAGUCACCCCCUGUCCACCAGUCGUCACCCUACCAGUCACCACCCUACCAGUCGCCCCCCUUCCUGUCUUCGUCACCACCCGUCCAGCCCCAAUCCCCAUCUUACGGGAACUCAGCUGCCAAAGUCUCCAUGCUGCCCUACGCCACUGCCUCGUCGCCACUAGACGUCGCACACACCAUGGGCCCUAACGGGGGCUGCCCUCUGCCAACUCUCCCCAGUCCACGCCCUCCACACAGAGGCCUGCUCCCCACACCCUGCCUCGUACGCAGAGGUCUGGGCUAA
Molecule: messenger RNA, 2152 nt
Organism: Salmo salar (Atlantic salmon)
Lineage: Eukaryota; Metazoa; Chordata; Actinopteri; Salmoniformes; Salmonidae
Source: RefSeq, a predicted model, not a curated record